Ctenocephalides felis (cat flea) is the source of this 2708-nucleotide messenger RNA. RefSeq names its product cap-specific mRNA (nucleoside-2'-O-)-methyltransferase 1 (gene Cmtr1). Gene Ontology annotation, biological process: 7-methylguanosine mRNA capping. Gene Ontology annotation, cellular component: nucleus; cytoplasm. NCBI's taxonomy places the organism in Eukaryota, Metazoa, Arthropoda, Insecta, Siphonaptera, Pulicidae. Bases 93 to 2708 code for a protein of 871 amino acids. The record is from RefSeq and is a predicted model, not a curated record. The transcript is spliced from 17 exons. Gene Ontology annotation, molecular function: methyltransferase cap1 activity; protein binding; nucleic acid binding.
AUAACAAACUCUUAACCUAAAAGCUUGAUAAUUUCGUGAUGUCACAAAAAAAGUAUUAUCCUAAUAGUUUGUUUAAUUUUAAAUAAAGGGAAAUGUCGGGUCAUUCGACUGCCACCUCAGAUGAGGAAAGUUCUUCGCCUGAGCGAAAUAAUUAUUCGGGUUUUGGCAUCACACCCAACAGAAAAAGAAAACAUUCAAAUGAUGCCCAAUUAUCUUCACAAUCGUCGCAAUUUAGCUGUUCUGAUAGUUCGAGCAGUUCUUCUUCUGAAUCAGAGAGUGAGAGUUCUCCUACAAAACAAAAGCUUGCAAAAAAUAACUCAGGAAUUGCUUAUUCGAACUUCAAUCAUUCAUCAAUAUCGAGAAACAAGGAAGAAAAACAUGAUGGAACAAGAAUUAUUCCAAAAGCAGGAACUGCUUAUUCAAAUUUCAGUCAGAAGUAUAUGGCAAAAAUGGGUUAUGAAGAAGGUAAAGGUCUUGGGGCAAGAGCUCAAGGUAUAGUAGAACCUGUUGAAGCAUCAUCACAGCGGGGAAGGCGAGGUCUAGGUUUGGAACAUCCAGAGCCAGUAGGAAUUGAUGAAGCAAUUCCAUUUAAUGCUGAGGAUGAAAUAAUAGAGGUGCAUGAAGAAAUAAUAUGGUUACGAUGCCCAAAUCAUGAUCUGGAAUACGACGAAAUCAAAAAAUGGUAUGUUGAAGGUCCCAGAAAAAAUACAAUUGAUGACGAGACAGAUUUUAUAGACAGAAAAAUAUGGAGAAAUAUUCUAAAGUCUAAGACUAUUUUUGAUAACAUAAAAGCUGAAGAUAUGAGAAGAGCUCGCAUGAAUUCGAAUCCUUUUGAAACUAUACGAGGAGCGUUUUUUCUUAAUCGUGCAGCAGUUAAAAUGGCAAACAUGGAUGCCAGGAAUGAUUUUAUGUUUACGAGUCCAAAAAACCGUCAUAAUGAACCUGCUGUAAAGGAAAAUGAACUGUUAUAUUUUGCCGAUGUUUGCGCUGGACCUGGGGGUUUUUCGGAAUAUGUUUUGUGGCGAAAGAAAUGGUAUGCAAAAGGUUUUGGCUUUACAUUGAAGGGUUCAAACGACUUCAAAUUGAGUGAUUUUUUAGCUGGAUCUCCUGAAACAUUUGAUACAUAUUAUGGAGUUGAUGGUGAUGGAGAUGUAUUCAAACCACACAAUAUUGAUUCAUUUCAAAAUUAUGUUCUUGAACGAACUGAUGGAUAUGGGGUACAUUUUAUGAUGGCAGAUGGGGGAUUUUCUGUGGAAGGUCAAGAAAAUAUACAAGAAAUUCUAUCAAAACAAUUAUAUCUCUGUCAAUGUAUAGUAGCUUUGUACAUUGUAAGAGAAGAAGGCCAUUUUGUUGUGAAACUUUUUGAUCUUGUCACUCGAUUUAGUAUGGGGUUGAUGUUCUUAAUGUAUCAUGCUUUUGAAGAAAUUUGUAUAAUGAAACCAAAUACUAGUAGACCUGCAAAUUCUGAGCGGUAUUUGCUUUGUAAAUGGCGACGCAAGAAUGUGGAUGGUAUUGCAAAAUAUCUAUUUAAAAUUAAUAAAAAAUUAUUUAAUUAUCCUAAGAACCAUUCUAUGGAUAUUAAUGAAAUCGUACCAAUGGAAAUUAUGCAAGAGGAUCAAAAGUUUAUGAACUAUUUUAUAGAUAGCAAUAACAAACUUGGUCAAAAACAGAUAGUUGGUUUGUCGAAGAUAGUUGCAUACUGUAAAGAUCUCACAUUGAGAGAAAGCCGUCAGACAGAAAUGCGCAACAAAUGUUUGCAAGCAUGGAAUGUAGAAAACAGAAUGCGCAGUAGAAAUGGAAAUCAAUGUUCAAAUGCUGCUCUGAGUGAAUUACAAGAAAAAAUGCCUGCAAUUGUAAAGCGUAAUUUACUUAGAAACACUGGCAAUAUGAUCAAUACCAUUGAAGAUGUUGAGAAAUUCGUUGGUAAACUUCCUACUGAAAAAUAUUUUAUGUUUUUAAGUAGAGGAAAAGUUGCUGAACUCGUUCCACCUACUUUUUUCUUAGGUACGGGAGGUACUAGAAUAUUUCAGUAUGUUAAUAAUAGUUGGUCUCAAAUUCUUUCUUCCACUGAAAUAAAACUGCCAGCAGGCACCUUGAUUUAUGGUGAACUAACAGUCGAGUAUCAUGGUGAAUUCAAAUCCCAAACAUUUGUGACUGUGUUACAUAUUAUAGAUGCUUUAUUUCUUGGCAAAGAACCUGUCUAUGAACUAAAUUUAAUGCAGAGGAUUGAAAAGUGUGAGCUUUUUACCAAGGCAAUAAUGAUAUCAAAUCGUAAAUCUGUAAGGGUUAAAAAAUUAUUAAGACUGGAAAACUUUCGUACUGAAUUAGGAAAAUUACAAAUAAAGUACAUGAAGGGUGGCAGUCCUGCGAUGGCAGUCCCCCUUCCAUCGCCAAAUGAUCAAGAGGUUGAUUCAUCAUAUUUUUAUGUACCUCGAGGGUUAAUAUUCCUUAAUCCAAUUGGCAAUGGGUGGGAUAUUGCUUGGUCAAAAUCGAAUAGGAAAAUAUACUAUCAUAGGCCCACACCCAGAGAAUCUACUUUUACGGAACCACUUGAUCUUUAUUCUAAUAUUUGUGAUUGUUUUGAAAAGCGUGCUAUCUGGUUAUUUGAUUCAUCAAUUCAGUGCUUAGAUGAUGAGACUGCGGAUCAACAUGCUGAACCGUUACAUGCACAUGAUAUAAUGAAGUUUUAUCACCAAAUUCAAGAAUAA